AUGGAGAUUCAGUGCCCUUCCUUCCAAGUCCUGUUAGCCUUCUUGCUCUUUAUGAUCAUGGCACUGAAAAUAUUGAAGAUCAGAGGCAAAACCAAGUACUCAGCCUCAAAUCUACCGCCAGGGCCAUGGAAGUUACCCGUUAUAGGAAACCUGCACCAGCUCGCUGGCUCUCUUCCACAUCAUAGACUAAGAGACUUGGCCAAGAAAUACGGACCGCUUAUGCACCUAAAGCUUGGAGAAGUUUCCACCGUAGUAGUUUCAUCAGCAGAGUUUGCCAAAGAGGUGAUGAAAACCCAUGAUCUUAUCUUUGCAUCAAGGCCCACUAUUCUUGCUGCAAAGAUCUUGUCUUACGGCUCUACAGACAUUGGCUAUGCACCAUAUGGUGAAUACUGGAGACAACUACGAAAAAUUUGCACGCUAGAGCUUUUAAGCACAAAACGUGUUCAAUCUUUCCGACCUAUUAGAGAAGAAGAGGUAGUGAAUCUCAUUCAAUGGAUUGCCUCAAGAGCAGGAUCACCUAUCAAUAUUACUCAGGAAAUUUACUCAUCGACAUAUACCAUCACUUCGCGAACAGCCUUUGGUAAAAAGACCAGGGAUCAAGAAAAAUUCAUAUACAUUGUGAAGGAAUUUGUAAAGGCAGCAUCUGGCUUCGCUCUUGCAGAUAUUUUUCCUUCUGUCAGUUUGCUUCAUCUCUUAAGUGGAAUGAGGCUUAAACUUGAGAGGCUGCAUAAAGAAGCUGACAGGAUAUUGGGAAACAUCAUCAAAGAACAUCAAAGGGAUAUGGUCACUACAAAAAGUGGCGAGGGUGAAGCAGAGGAAGACCUGGUAGAUGUUCUCCUUAAAUUUCAUGAUCAUGGAAAUGAGCUUGAGUUUUCCCUAACUACUGAGAACAUCAAGGCAGUUAUCUUUGUAAGUACACAUACUUUCCCUUGA
Prunus armeniaca (apricot) is the source of this 933-nucleotide messenger RNA. NCBI's taxonomy places the organism in Eukaryota, Viridiplantae, Streptophyta, Magnoliopsida, Rosales, Rosaceae. The record is from the annotation of a GenBank genome assembly.